Molecule: messenger RNA, 715 nt
Organism: Cuscuta campestris
Lineage: Eukaryota; Viridiplantae; Streptophyta; Magnoliopsida; Solanales; Convolvulaceae
Source: the annotation of a GenBank genome assembly
CUCCCCUGCGGAUUGCUGCCAACUUGUGACGGAAAUGGAAAAAUAGGGAGAAGAGCUCAAGUGAUGAUGGAAUCUUCAGCACCCACUUCUACCAAUUCAAGCUCCGUCACAAGCAGCAGCCCCUCCGGGAGCCCACUGCCCGAUGACGUGUUGGUUCAGUAUGUGGUGUUGAGGAGAGACCUGAUCGACGAGUGGCCACUUGGGAGCAUUGUCACGCAAGGAUGCCACGCUUCGGUUGCUGCAAUCUGGUCCCACAUGACGGACCCACACACGCUGGGGUAUUGCGACCCUAGUAACAUUGACUCCAUGCACAAGGUGACCCUUGAAGUUAAAGGCGAGGCCCAGAUUGUGAAUUUGUCAGAGAAGCUUAAAGAAGGCGCGAUUGCUCACAAGUUGUGGAUUGAACAACCUGAAAACAUCCCUACUUGCCUUGCCACGAAACCCUACCCAAAAUCACACGUAUCGUCAUUCUUCAAAAAGCUAAAGCUCUGUAGGUGAGACCUACAAACUCAUCCUAAUUUGAUGAAUGUAUGUGUGUGUGUGUGUGUUGUUUUUAAAAUUUAAAAAAAAAAUUGGAUUUUUGUGCUAGCUUUUGUGGUAGUAGCUAAUGGGUGUUUGAGGUUGUGGUGGAUUCUUGGAAAAACCAUAAGCCAUAAUUCCCCAUAAACCAUUUGGUUAUUUUGCACAUCUGAAGCCAUAAACUAUAAGUUGAAAC